AUGGGUCUCAAGUUUUGGGAGAAUCAAGAAGAUCGGGCGAUAGUGGAAUCCACAAUAGGCUCCGAAGCUUGCGAAUUCUUCAUCUCAUCGGCUUCCUCCAACCCCGCCCUGACCAAGCUAGUCUCGCCGCCGCCGAGCGAUCCAAACCUCCAACAAGGGCUACGUCACGUCGUCGAAGGCUCCGAUUGGGAUUACGCCAUCUUCUGGCUAGCCUCAAACGUCAACAGCUCCGAUGGCUGCGUCUUGAUCUGGGGAGACGGCCAUUACCGUCUCAAAAAGGGAAGCUCCGGCGAGGACUUCUCUCAGCAAGACGAGACCAAAAGGCGUGUGCUUCGCAAGCUUCACCUCUCCUUCAUCGGUUCCGACGAAGAUCACCGUCUCGUCAAAUCUGGACCUCUCAACGACCUCGACAUGUUCUUCCUCGCUUCUCUAUACUUCUCCUUCAGGUGCGACACCAACAAGUACGGUCCCGCCGGAACGUACGUCUCCGGGAAGCCGCUCUGGGCUGCGGAUUUGCCUAGCUGCUUGAGUUACUACAGGGUUAGGUCUUUCUUGGCGAGAUCCGCCGGUUUCAAGACUGUCUUGUCCGUGCCAGUGAAUUGCGGAGUUGUGGAGCUUGGCUCUUUGAAUCACAUUCCGGAGGAUAAGAGUGUGAUUGAGAUGGUGAAGUCAGUCUUUGGCGGAUCUGACUUCGUUCAUGCUAAAGAAGCUCCUAAGAUCUUCGGCAGGCAGCUGAGCCUCGGCGGAUCGAAACCGCGGUCGAUGAGCAUAAACUUCUCACCGAAGACGGAGGAUGACUCAGGCUUCUCCUUGGAGUCUUACGAGGUGCAAGCAGCGAUCGGAGGAUCCAAUCAGGUGUACGGCUACGAGCAAGGGAAAGACGAGGCGGCUUUGUAUGUGACGGACGAGCAGAAGCCGAGGAAGAGAGGGAGGAAGCCGGCGAACGGGAGAGAAGAGGCGUUGAACCACGUGGAAGCGGAGAGGCAGAGGAGGGAGAAGCUGAACCAGAGGUUCUACGCGUUGAGAGCGGUUGUGCCUAACAUCUCCAAGAUGGACAAGGCGUCGCUGCUCGCUGACGCGAUCACGUAUAUAACGGAUAUGCAGAAGAAGAUUAGGGUGUACGAGACGGAGAAGCAGAUCAUGAAGAGGAGGGAGAGUAAUCAGAUAACUCCGGCCGAGGUUGAUUAUCAGCAGAGGCACGAGGACGCGGUGGUGAGGCUGAGCUGUCCGUUGGAGACUCAUCCGGUUUCGAGGGUUGUGCAGGUGUUUAGAGAGAAUGAAGUCAUGCCUCAUGACUCGAGCGUGGCCAUCACAGAGGAAGGUGUGGUUCAUACGUUCACUCUCCGGCCUCAAGGUGGCUGCACCGCUGAGCAGUUGAAAGAUAAGCUCUUGGCUUCUCUCUCACAGUAG
Messenger RNA from Microthlaspi erraticum, 1410 nucleotides. Lineage: Eukaryota; Viridiplantae; Streptophyta; Magnoliopsida; Brassicales; Brassicaceae. The record is from the annotation of a GenBank genome assembly.